AUGGUCCUCAUUGGGCUUGUGAUUUUGUCAGUCUCUGUGGCUCUACUAUUUGAGGGACUCCAGGAAAUUCCGGUCACUUAUAUCAAGCCGGCGAACGGUUUUGAAUGGCGUUUAUACGACGGAUUUCGUUCCACAUAUGUUUUGGACAAGCUGGGAAAGGUGCUAGAUAUUGGUAUCCCUGAGGAACAACAUACUACCGUCCAGACUACGCCUAUCCCAACUGGAAUUCUGGCACCGAUGCCGACAGAGGCAGACCGCGUAGUAGAACCAACUAUGACUAGAAACUUUAUUGAACCGCGAGCUUUAAUCGAAAUACCUGAUCAUGCCCAAGCUGGCAAAAUAGAGGGGUUUUUGGAAUCGCUCAAAACAUUCUUUUUUGAUGGCAAAAAUGUCUUCGGCCAAGCCCUCAUAUUUAUUAUCUAUGCCAGCGCCGUACUACUUCUUCUCCGUGCGACACGUACUUACUUUCUAUUCGCAUACACCAUAUGGAAAAGGGGUAGGUUAUAUCUCACUGGUAGAGCAACGCAUGGUGGAAUUGACAAAACGGACGCUGAGUUUGAGCUCCAACGAUAUCUUCUUUUGAGUAAGAUGGAUUUAAUCAAAGCUUCAGCUGAAGUGUUCACAUUAUUAAAAGCUACAGAUGGAGAGAUUAAGCAGCAGAUGGCGAGGAUCACUACUACAUUCGCACAGUGUUCAAAAGAAAUACUCGAGGAAUGUGUGCUCUUGAAGGAGGCUGCGCAUGGCUUGAAGACAGAGUAUACGACCUGGCCGACACGAGAUGAAUUGCUUCGUGACUAUAUUGGAAAUUUCAAGGACUCCCUCACCGCCGCGAAAGAUGAUCUAGACUCUGAAAUCGACAGGCUAAAGAAUCUUAUACCAAACUUUACAGAAGAAUUUCAUCGGACAGUCAGAAGGCUGGAUGCAAAUCUGUUGGGUAGUCUGCCCAUGGUGUAUCUGAAGGAAAGACAGCUCCUCGAGUCGAACAUUAAGACGAUCCGUGAAGCCAUGAACCAGCUUCCUUAUUUCGGGUCUCUAGAACAUGAAGUUGCGUUGGCUAGGACGGAGAUGGAGAAUAUCCAAACCCAGAUGAGGAGCAUGGUCACUGAUAGCCGUGAGGCACUUCGAAAUACGGUUUGCAUAUAUCAGGAGAUAGAUGAGCUAAAAGACAAGUUACGCUAUUUAGAGGAGGAGCUGGCCCCCUCCAGGCUAGCACCCAAAUCAGCCAACAUAAAUGAAAAAGGUUUCCGUGACAUCCCAAAGCUUUCGAUGGUGGGGCUUCCCACCAACGCACUAAAUGAUUUUGGUGGAGAGACAAGCAACACCGAUUAUCAUGGGGACGCGAACUAUGAUAUGCGACAGGGACUGAAGAAACAUGGGAAAGUAGAUGAAAGUGAUAUCGAAUCUUUCUCUUCCUCUCUAGCACGAUCCGUUACAUCAAGCGAGCUUUCUGAGAGUCUGCUAAGGGCCCUGAUGGUAGAACACCCCGCUGACAUUCAUGGUAAAGGGAAAUGGAACAUCGAUGAGAUGCGUCCUAUUCAGUGCCAAUAUCACCACAAUAUCCUACAUUCCAUCGCUUAUUCCCUUGCACAAGGCGUCAUCUCAAAGAACUUUUAG
Messenger RNA from Histoplasma mississippiense, 1614 nucleotides. RefSeq lists its product with no specific name. The transcript is spliced from 3 exons. Lineage: Eukaryota; Fungi; Ascomycota; Eurotiomycetes; Onygenales; Ajellomycetaceae. The coding region runs from base 1 to 1614 and encodes 537 amino acids. The record is from RefSeq and is a predicted model, not a curated record.